Molecule: messenger RNA, 1229 nt
Organism: Drosophila miranda
Lineage: Eukaryota; Metazoa; Arthropoda; Insecta; Diptera; Drosophilidae
Product: extensin
Exons: 2
Coding region: 116-1087 (323 amino acids)
Source: RefSeq, a predicted model, not a curated record
GCCCAUCUGCAGUGGGUCAUCAUUCAGCUUCAGUGUCUCUUGGCCAAAGCUUCUCCCUCAACCCCACAAAAUCCAACGAACUUUGGAGACCCUCAGUUCCAACAAAUCAACAACAAUGAAACUCUUCGUGUUUGCUGUGUGCGCCAUCGCUGUGGUUGCGGCCGAUGUCUCCCAUCUGAAUCUGGGCGGUGGUGGAAGUGGCUACUCGUACAACAAGCCCUCGCCGUCGUUCAACAUCCCAUCGGCGCCAGCUCCAGCUCCUGAGUACCUGCCUCCUGUCCAGGAUUUCCCCGCCCCAGCACCGCAGUACUCUCCCCCGGCACCCGCCCCACAGUACUCUCCCCCGGCACCCGCACCACAGUACUCUGCCCCGGCACCCGCCCAACAGUACUCCGCGCCAGCUCCAGCUCCAGCUCCUGAGUACCUGCCUCCUGUCCAGGAUUUCCCCGCCCCAGCACCGCAGUACUCUCCCCCGGCUCCCGCCCCACAGUACUCUCCCCCGGCACCCGCACCACAGUACUCUGCCCCGGCACCCGCCCAACAGUACUCCGCGCCAGCUCCAGCUCCAGCUCCUGAGUACCUGCCUCCUGUCCAGGAUUUCCCCGCCCCAGCACCGCAGUACUCUCCCCCGGCUCCCGCCCCACAGUACUCUCCCCCGGCACCCGCACCACAGUACUCUGCCCCGGCACCCGCCCAACAGUACUCCGCGCCAGCUCCAGCUCCAGCUCCUGAGUACCUGCCUCCUGUCCAGGAUUUCCCCGCCCCAGCACCGCAGUACUCUCCCCCGGCACCCGCCCCACAGUACUCUCUCCCGGCACCCGCCCCACAGUACUCCGCGCCAGCUCCAGCUCCAGCUCCUGAGUACCUGCCUCCUGUCCAGGAUAUCCCCGCCCCAGCACCGCAGUACUCUCCCCCGGCACCCGCCCCACAGUACUCUCUCCCGGCACCCGCCCCACAGUACUCUCCCCCGGCACCCGCCCCACAGUACUACUCUGCCCCCGCGCCAGGACCAGUCUUCUCCGCUCCCGUGGAGCAGCAGUCGUCUGGCUACCAGUACAAUGUGCCCGCUAAGCGUUUCCGCUUCUAGGCGAUCAGUGAUCAGUGAUCUCCACAGCCAUUCACGGGAGGGUAGGAUCGACUCGCCCGCUUGUUAAAUUAACAAGCGGCCUUCUCUCCCUCUUCAUUGUUGUUGAUUAUUUGUUGUUACGCAAAGUUCCCGUUGAGAUUUU